AUGGCCCCUAGGGGGGUCAAAUAUAACGUUAUUCAGUACCGGCCCCCAGGGGUCAAAUAUAACGUUAUUCAGUACCGGCCCCCAGGGGUCAAAUAUAACGUUAUUCAGUACCGGCCCCCAGGGGUCAAAUAUAACGUUAUUCAGUACCGGCCCCCAGGGGUCAAAUAUAACGUUAUUCAGUACCGGCCCCCAGGGGUCAAAUAUAACGUUAUUCAGUACCGGCCCCCAGGGGUCAAAUAUAAUGUUAUUCAGUACCGGCCCCCAGGGGUCAAAUAUAACGUUAUUCAGUACCGGCCCCCAGGGGUCAAAUAUAACGUUAUUCAGUACCGGCCCCCAGGGGUCAAAUAUAACGUUAUUCAGUACCGGCCCCCAGGGGUCAAAUAUAACGUUAUUCAGUACCGACCCACAGGGGUCAAAUAUAACGUUAUUCAGUACCGGCCCCCAGGGGUCAAAUAUAACGUCAUUCAGUACCGGCCCCCAGGGGUCAAAUAUAACGUUAUUCAGUACCGGCCCCCAGGGGUCAAAUAUAACGUUAUUCAGUACCGGCCCCCAGGGGUCAAAUAUAACGUUAUUCAGUACCGGCCCCCAGGGGUCAAAUAUAACGUUAUUCAGUACCGGCCCCCAGGGGUCAAAUAUAACGGUAUUCAGUACCGGCCCCCAGGGGACAAAUAUAACGUUAUUCAGUACCGACCCCCAGGGGUCAAAUAUAACGUUAUUCAGUACCGGCCCCCAGGGGUCAAAUAUAACGUUAUUCAGUACCAGGGGUCAAAUAUAACGUUAUUCAGUACCAGGGGUCAAAUGUAA
This is a messenger RNA of Salvelinus fontinalis (brook trout), 804 nucleotides long. RefSeq lists its product as uncharacterized. The record is from RefSeq and is a predicted model, not a curated record. The coding region runs from base 1 to 804 and encodes 267 amino acids. The transcript is spliced from 2 exons. Lineage: Eukaryota; Metazoa; Chordata; Actinopteri; Salmoniformes; Salmonidae.